This is a messenger RNA of Protopolystoma xenopodis, 1260 nucleotides long. The record is from the annotation of a GenBank genome assembly. NCBI's taxonomy places the organism in Eukaryota, Metazoa, Platyhelminthes, Monogenea, Polystomatidea, Polystomatidae.
AUGGCCUUAUUCAGCGUCCGAUGUACUGCAUGUGAUACAGCAAUUCUACCCAACCAGCUGGUACUUCACUCACUCCUUCCGCAUGAGCCUCCUGGAUCACCUCUCCAAUCUAACCUGGACUUGACUGAAGCCAUAGACCCUUCCGUUCAUCCUAACGAGCAUGGCAAUGCAGAGGGGAGUAUAGAAGCUCAAAGAGGAGACCUUGUUGUUUUACCACCCCUUUCCAGACAACGAUUCCUCUCACGCAAGCCUAUCUGGUCCACGCGGGCACUGCCAUAUCACCUUGAGUGCUUUUCGUGCUAUAUUUGUGGCCGGAUUCUUACACCAGGCGAGCGAUAUGUUCUGCGUGCCUGCACUGAUCCCCGACGAGCUGCAAUCAAGGCCUACGGUUAUUCAGUUGGCGCCAGCAGCUACAUAACUCCACUUCCCAUGUGCUUGAACGACUAUCUAACGGAAUUACGUCACCAUACACAGGCCUUAGAGGAGGCGACAUCGCAACGGCCAAUUUCAACUAAGCACGAUCUUGGUGUUUCUUUGGCCAGUCCGGAGCCUUUCAUUGCGGACGUUGGCGGCGAUAAGUGGACUUCUAAUUUGGAUGAAAUUAACAAUUUGUCCGUAGAUGGUGAGCAUAGGACACGGGAAAAAUGCGGUGAGUUAGGCGACGGGAAGACGAUGAUAGAAGACGAACAGGAGAAAGAACAGGAUGAAGAGAAUGGAGCAGAAAGCGGAGAAGAAGAGAAUCAAGUAGAAGAACAGGAAGAAUAUGGAGAGGAGGAUAACAUUGAAAAUAAGCAAAAGCAGUGCCUCCAGCAGCCAGCCUGGCUUAUGGAUUCAACAUGCAGUGCAAAUCGGCUUUUGAAGCAGACCCUCAUAUUAGCACAAAACAAAUACACAACCCGGCACCACUUGAGAUCUCGCCGAUCUUCAGGUCAGACGAAGGUCUCAGUAGCACAUUCACAGUUGCCGGAGUCUCCAAUGCUUAGUUCCUAUCCUAGCCGACUCUCAUCCGUCGGGCUGCCGAUGAAAUGUUUAAGUGAACUGUUCCCGACUCAGACUCCUUUUCCAGGCAUGGAUCAUAAUGAUCCUCACAAAGUGGCCCUCACCGUAACCCAAAAAGCCGGGGUGCAUAUAGAAGUGAGCCUUGACCCUGGAACGCAGAGUAGCAGUGGCCUGCAACCGACACACGGAAGGUCGAGAGAGACCACACCCCGACUUGAAUCCGCAGGCGGAUCUAGUGAUGGCGCCGCAGGUAAGGACUGA